AUGUCCGAUAUUUACACCGUUUCACAACUACUUUUCUUGGAUUCAUUCACUUGUAGUAAAAUAUUUUCCGGGAAAAAACUUAUUGGAACCUUCGAAAUAAUCAAAUCUGACGAUAUAUUUCCAAUUGGUACAAUUAUUUUUAAUGACACCACAGGAAGACUAGCUUGUCAUUUCCUCGAAUUUCAACCACGGUGGAUAUCUGGUACUGUCCUUCUAACAAAAUGGAAUUACUUGUUGAACAAAACAACAGGUAAUCGAAUUUCUUCAAAUUAUCUUGAAGUUCAAGAAGUUCAAGAAGUUCAAGAAUUGAGAACAAACUCUUCAUUGGAAUAUUUUCCACCCCAAACUUCAAAUAAAUAUUUAAUCGGGAAAGUUCUUAUUAAAAGUGUACUUCAAUAUUCAAAUGAUAAGCCAGUUGGUUGUUUAUUAAUGCUCAUAGAUGAUCAGACUCACGUUCACAUUUUGUUCUCAGGGAAAGAAAUGAUUGAGCGGUAUGUUAUGAUUAUAGUUGGAAAAACCUACCUUCUAACCGAUUUAAACAUGACCAAUCAAAUCUCAUCUAUAUUUCCUGUUUUUGAAUUCAAUCCAACCUUUUCCAAUUCUUUUCCUAUUAACGAUAAACAUUCAUUUGAUUAUUUAAACCCAUCUAAUUUAUUUAAUAAUAUCUCAAUUCAAUCACAUUCAACAAAUAUCAUAGAAUGUUCUCCUAUUCCAUUUUUCACUUACAAGGGCACAAUAACUUGUAUUAUAGAUAAUGUUUUAGGUGUAUUCAUUUUAGACUCUCAAUAUAUAUUACAUUUGGGUCGAUAUCCUUAUUAUAAUUAUUUAAUAUUACCGUAUCGAGUGGGAAUGACACUAUUGUUACAUAACGUACACGCGGUUUCAAUGAAAAUGGAUCAUGAUAUAUGGAAAUUAUCAGCUCGUAAACAUUGUCCAAGAUUAGAAGAUAUUAAAAUUAUUUUUGUGGCAUGUUUCUGUAGUACUAUACAAAUCUGUGAAUUUCCUAGCAAUAAAUUCUGUCAUUAUUCAAUUACUCCACGGGUGAUUAGUAAAUUUUCGUUAUUUCAUGUUGAUGAUUCAUUAACAUUAUUAGAUUUGAUUUGGAUUCAAAAAGUUUAUUAUGAAAUAUUAGAAAAAUUUCCUGGUGAAUUUGAUGAUUCAACUCUCUUGGGUAAUCCUCUAGGAGAUUAUUCCUCUGGACGAUCUUCUUUAUUAUCACAAUUAUUUCAAAGAUAUCGUAUAUCUGAUCAAUAUGAUCAAUGGCAAGAAUGGCCAUUAGAAUUUUUCAAUCAUCGUUUUGGUUGCAGAACGUGCCAAUCGAGUGACAUUAACAAAAUUAAGUUUAUAACAUUUUCGAACUUUUCAAAAAUUAUUGAAAAAAUCGAAAAUCAAUCUACAACGAAGGUCAUAACACAAUCUGAAGCUGAGAUGAAAUUCAUUCAAUUAAUAGGAAUAUUAGAGGGAAAUUCGAAUGGAAUGCUUCAACUUAGAGAUCACACAGGACAAAUUCAAGCAAUUAAUAUCUCAUCAGUCCAAAAGAUACAGACUUAUCAUUUAAAUAAUAUUUGGUUAGUUCCUGAAUAUGAAAUAGUUUUAGAAAAUCAUCAAAAACCUUAUAUUCGAUUUGAAAUUGAUAAAUGUUUUUGUUUUUAUGUAAAGCCUUACCCUUUUCUUAGUGAAUUAAAAAGUUUCAUUUUUCGCGUUUCACAUAUUUACCCAACAAAAGUGGAUUGUCCUCCUGAACUUGAAUUUCCAAAUUUAAGCUUUAAGAUGCGUAUUAAUAUUUUUCCCGUAUUGGAGAUUGAUAAUGGAACGCAUAAUGAAUUACCAGAAAAAAAUACUUAUGUUCAUCUUUCAGGUGAUUUUAUAAGAUUUUUACCAGCAAUUCACGUUGGAUCAACUUAUGAGAUGACUUAUAAUAGGAAUCCGGAAUUUUGGUUGAAAAAUUUUGAUAACGCUAGAAUUAAAAGUUUGCAAAUAGAAGUCAAUAAAAAUUUUGAAUAUUCAACUUAUAAAGAUUUAAUUGGUCAUAAAUUUGGGCCAACAAUUCUUCAAUUAAAUGAAGAAAACAAACAAACGUACAUAGCUCGUGAAAUGAAAUUUUUGGAAUCGAAUAAAAUUCUAAAUAUCAGUGAUCUGUUGUAUGGCGAUAUGAAAGUUGGAUCGAUUAUUUCAAUACAAGGAGUUUUGGUCUCUAAAGAAUUUCGACCUACCGUACAUUUACCGAAAUUCACAAGAUCACCAUCCUUUAGUAACCAUCUCAAGGGAGAUGCUGGUCACCGUGAUACAAGUUUGCUAUUAAGAAUUCGCGACACAAAAACGAAGGAUGUUAUUGAUACAUAUAUUGUUUCUACGGCGAGAUAUAUCAUUCCAUUGGGAUUGAUCCCUGGACAACCUCUUAUAUUAAGGAAAGUCAUAGCAAAAGUUUCUAAGAUAGGGAUCGUAUAUUGUUGUUCAUUACCAACUACGAAUAUCACUUUGGCGGGGAUUCCAAAUGAUGAUCGUAAAAUGCAUCACGAGCUAGACAAUAUAAAAUUAAUUGAUUUAUUUAAUAGAUCAGCACAGAAACUUUGUCGGAUUCAUUGCACGAUAACCCAAAUUUUCAAUUUAUCAGUAGAAAUGAUUUGUGAAACGUGCGAACAAACUUUUUAUGAUAAUUCUUGCCCAAAUGGAUGUACACUAUUCCCACCAAAAUUUCAUGUGGAAGGGAAAUUCGAAGUUAGAGAUGGUACAUCCAAAGCAAUAGUACUUAUUAAAGAUGAAGCUGGAUUACAAGAAUUAUUACAAUUAAAAGAUGAUCGCAUCCAAUUGAUUCGUAAAGCUGCAGCUCAGAAGAAAAUUGUUUAUCAUUUCAAUUUCAAUAAAAAUUUUGAUAAAUUAUUUAAUCAAGUUCGUGCUAAGAUUCCUAUUUGCAGAGAAAUUAUUCUUUAUUGUUGGCCAAUAAAACGGCAAUCUUUAAAAAAUAAUAAUUUUUCCAUUCAAACUUUUCAUGGAAUAGAAUUGAAGGCGGCUGGCAUAGAAGAAAUUAUACCCGAAUCAGAAGCCUUCAAUUAUUUACAAAAUUUUAAAAAGAAGUUGAACGUGUGA
This is a messenger RNA of Diversispora eburnea, 3087 nucleotides long. The record is from the annotation of a GenBank genome assembly. Lineage: Eukaryota; Fungi; Glomeromycota; Glomeromycetes; Diversisporales; Diversisporaceae.